Messenger RNA from Penicillium digitatum Pd1, 969 nucleotides. Its product is annotated as Oxoglutarate/iron-dependent dioxygenase. The record is from RefSeq and is a predicted model, not a curated record. Gene Ontology annotation, molecular function: 2-oxoglutarate-dependent dioxygenase activity. Lineage: Eukaryota; Fungi; Ascomycota; Eurotiomycetes; Eurotiales; Aspergillaceae.
AUGCUUGAGCAACUUGACUUUGCGAGAUUUGACCAUGGGAGUACCGAAGAGCGAGAUCAGUUCUGCCGUGAUUUGAUUUCCGAGUUGAACAAGUCGGGUUGGGUACGACUAGUCAAUCAUGGCGUCCCUCCAGAGAGCAUUGACCGGGCAUUUGAGGCGAGCAACAGAUUCUUCAAUCUCCCAAUGGAGCAGAAGCUGAAGUCGCCUCACCCUCCCUCGGCUCAUCCCCAUCGGGGCUUCAGUCCCGUUGGCCUGGAGAACGUUUCAACUGUAUCUAACUAUCGCUCCUCGGCAACACAACCCUUGCUCAAGGAUAUGAAGGAGUCUUAUGAUAUUGGAUCAGAACAAGAUCCCCUGUACUCCAACAUUUGGCCUCCCGCUGAAGUUUCCGAUAGCUUUCAAACAAUAAUGAGCUCGUUCUUCACCGUCUGUUAUAACGCCCAGUUGAACAUUCUGGACGCUAUUUCGAUUGGCUUGGGAUUGCCCGUUCACUCUCUGCGUGAACUGCACACCGAACAGACCAACGAGCUGCGGCUCACGCACUAUCCAGAAGUGGAUCGGGGUGAGUUUGCCAAUGCUACUCGCAUAGCGGCGCACACUGAUUUUGGCACUAUCACUCUGUUGUUCCAAGACAAUGUCGGAGGCCUUGAGAUGGAACAGCCCCCUGGUAGUGGAGUCUUUGUUCCGGCUGACAACGCUGGCCCUUAUGAGUGUAUUGUCAAUGUCGGUGAUUGUCUCCAAAUGUGGACGGGGCUGCAUAGUGCCCGGCACCGUGUGCAUCUAGCACAAAGUGAAAACCAAGGAAAUAUGGUCCAAGAGCGAUUCUCGAUUGCGUAUUUCGCAAAACCUGAUCGUGCAGCGCUUCUCCGCCCACUACUGGAUUCAGUAGUGGAUGAUAGCAAGCCGGUGCAAAAGUUGUUGACAGCCAAUGAGUUCCAGCAUAUGCGCAUCAAGGGCACGUACGCCUAA